Aspergillus affinis is the source of this 921-nucleotide messenger RNA. RefSeq names its product DUF3429 domain-containing protein. The record is from RefSeq and is a predicted model, not a curated record. The transcript has 4 exons. The coding region runs from base 1 to 921 and encodes 306 amino acids. NCBI's taxonomy places the organism in Eukaryota, Fungi, Ascomycota, Eurotiomycetes, Eurotiales, Aspergillaceae.
AUGUUGUACAGAACCACUGCUGCCCGCUCUGCCCUUCGGGCUCUCUCCAACACCAAUGCCUCGGUCGCCCGCUCGAGCUUCGCCAGCAACGUUUUCAAGGCUCCCUUGACUUCCGCCGCUCGCUUUCCCGCUCGUCCGACCUCGUCUCCCAGCCUUGCUCUGGCUGCUCGCAAGCCCGUCACCACCGCGCUUGUCCGAUAUGCCUCCUCUUCGUCCAAGGACGCCCACGGCGAGGAAGAGCCUGACAUGAUGGCCGGUAUCAAGGGUGAUGCGAAAGUGAUCAAGGACACCUUCAGUCUUGCGGAUGUCCCCAAGGAGGCUCUGUACCUCGGUAUGGCCGGUGUCAUUCCUUACCUCGCUACUUCGAUGGAGACCGUCUACCUCUCGUACGAGAUCGGCCGAAACGCUGCUGGUGGCGAUGGCCUCAUCUUCUCCGGUCAGACUGCCGAGCUCCUGCUCCACAUGAUUGAGCCCAUCCAGGUCGGAUACGGUGCUGUGAUCCUCUCUUUCCUGGGUGCCAUCCACUGGGGUCUUGAGUGGGCCGGCUACGGCGGAAAGUACGGCUACAAGCGUUAUGCGGCCGGUGUUGUCGCGCCUGCCGUUGCUUGGCCGACUCUGCUCUUCCCCACCGAGUACGCUUUGAUCAGCCAGUUCCUCGCUUUCACCUUCCUGUACUAUAACGACGCUCGCGCCGCUGCCCACGGCCGUGCUCCCCACUGGUACGGCAUGUACCGUUUCGUCCUGACCUUCAUCGUCGGUGCCAGUAUCGUGGCCACCCUGGUCGGCCGUGAGCAGAUUGCCAACACCAUCACCUCGGAGCACAGCAUCACUGACAAGAUCAACGCUCUGCUCUUCCUCAAGAAGAAGGAGCAGGAGGAGCUCGAGGCCCGCCGCAAGGCCGAGGCCGAGGAGUCUGAGUAA